Messenger RNA from Cucurbita moschata (crookneck pumpkin), 1443 nucleotides. RefSeq names its product EG45-like domain containing protein. The transcript is spliced from 3 exons. Lineage: Eukaryota; Viridiplantae; Streptophyta; Magnoliopsida; Cucurbitales; Cucurbitaceae. The coding region runs from base 821 to 1246 and encodes 141 amino acids. The record is from RefSeq and is a predicted model, not a curated record.
AUUAAAAAUUACAACUUUUUCCACGUUUUCCCUUCCGAAAUUUGCUCAAAAGUCCUCUCGAUGAUUUCCGCUACUAUCUCUAUUAAGGUCAGCAAAUCUCUACAUGUUUUCAUGUAAGGAAAAGAAAGAAAGAAUCGUUGUAUGCAUAUACGAUUGUUAUUGACCUUAUCAUUAUAGCUAUUAAGAUUAUAUUAUAAAUCUCGGUUAGAAAUAGAAGUAUAAAAAAAUUUAUAAAUUGUAAUAACUCAAGCUCACCGUUAGCAGAUAUUAUCCGUUUUGACUCAUUAUAUAUCGCUAUUAACUUCACAAUUUUAAAACACGAUUUUAUAAGACGCAUCUAUCAGGGAGAGGUUUCCAUAUCUUUUUAAGAAAUAUUUUGUUCCCCUCUACGAUUUGAUGUCAUGUAAUCAUGGUCAAUGUGACAUUAUUAUGUGUGGGGACCACAAACCGAUUCAUUUCGUUCCGCUCUUCAAUCGAGGUACCAAGUACCUCUAGAUUAUGUAUCCAUGACUGUAAUGUCAUGUAAUCAUAGUCGACCUGACAUUAUUAUGUGUGGGGACCACAAACCAAGUUAGAUAAUUAACCUAAUUCUAUUUUUGUUCGUUCCGUUUUAAGAAAGGAACAUCCAAAAAAAAUAAUUUUUUUUAAAAUUUUUUCCUUGAUUAUCGAAAUUUGGCCGUUAUAUUUGGCAAGUCCUAAAUCUAAAUUUGAAUUUUACUAUAUAUUUCAAAAAAUUAUGAAAGAAAAAAAUAAAUUAGAAUUAGGUGGGGUGAGAUAAAUCAAUCAAGAACAGGUUUUUGUUCAUAAGGAACUGAACGACAUGUCGAAUCCUCUGUUCCUCUCUGGAUUCCUUUUCUCCGUCUUCUUCGCCGCUCACCUCUUCCAAUUCUGUCAUGGAGACCUCGGCACUGCUACAUUCUACACCGCUCCUUAUCUACCCACCGCCUGUGCCGGAAAAGAUACCUCGGCGUUUCCGGCCAACAACCUGUUUGCGGCGGCCGGAGAAGGAAUAUGGGAGAAUGGAGCGGCAUGUGGAAGACAGUACCAAGUGAGGUGCUUCUCUGCCGAUGUGCCGAAGUCGUGCGUUCCAGAUCAGAUUAUUCAGGUGACCAUCGUGGAUCGUGCGAUUUCGACGGUGACGAAGCCGGCGAGAGGGGAUACGACGAUGGUGUUGUCGACGACGGCGUAUAAAUCCAUUGUUCAAAGAUCUGUGUCGCUCGUGAACAUUGAAUUUCGGGAGGUUUGAAAUGAAUGUUCAUCAAGCAGAGGAAGAUGAAGUCCGAAGUCCAUUGUGUUCAGUUUCCGCCAUUGACACACAUCUAAUUUCUUCUGUUCUUUUCGCCUCCUCAAAUCUGAAUCCCACCACAACUUACAGUCUAAUUUUCUUAUUAAUAGUAUUUUCAAAAGAAAUAUAUAUAUAUAUAUAUAUAUGAAUUCCGCACA